Meleagris gallopavo (turkey) is the source of this 849-nucleotide messenger RNA. The record is from RefSeq and is a predicted model, not a curated record. Lineage: Eukaryota; Metazoa; Chordata; Aves; Galliformes; Phasianidae.
UCCCUAUGAAGAACAUGAUGUGGCAAUAAGUUGCAAGAAAAAAUGCUUUACUUUUCAAACACUGCUUCAUUCCAACCAUUUUUAUUUUUAUUGAAAGCUCAUGUCUGUUAUUAUGGAGCCUGAUUCACCUUUCCUAAGUAGAGACCAGCGUUUGGCAACCAAAGAAAGAACAUUAAUUCUAUUAAAAUGGAAAAAAAGCAACAACCCGCUCUUCUGAAGUCACUGUUCCCUUUCAAUAAAUUACUUGGUUGCUUGGCACUUGAGGCUUUGUGAAUUGUUAAGCAGCUGGGUUCUCUCUUUUUGGGACUGAUCUGCAUCAAGCUUUUCCCUGUCAAAAUGAGACCGUUUAUUUUUCUACUUAUGUCCUUAUGGUCAGAUAUGUUUCAUUUUCAAACAGCACUGCUUGCUUUUUUAGUAGUUUUGUCUUUUGUACAGAUAUGCUUAUUUAAUGAACCGUUAGGUAAGUUCCUGGAGAUAUACAGAAAUAAUUUCAUUUAUCAGAAAUACAUAGUUAGAUGCAACUAGUCACUUGGUGGUAUGAAAGAACUGCUUCUCUUCCAGGGUGUUCCAGAAGAUUUGUUGUUUUUUUAUAAGCAUCUCCAGAAGGGUGGUGAAGUCCUUCGAGUGAACCAUUGCCUUCUGCUGUACCGUUACCAUCCACAGGCUGCAACUCAUUCUGUCCUUGAGGAAACCAUCUGGAAUCACCGAGUCAAGUUUCUUGAGGAUAGAGUCCUGGGCUCCUGGACAUCAUUCACUAUUUGGAAUGCUGGCAAACAAGGCAAGAAGCUCUACAGAAGUUUGUCACCAGCUAAUCGGAAAAAGGUAUAUUACUAAGGGUCGGUAAAACCU